AUGGACAUUAGAAUUGGAGAAGAGAUUCCACAAAGAAUUCUCUUUGAACUAUUCACUGAUAUAGCUCCUGAUAGCUGUGAGAAUUUCAGAAAGCUCUGAGGAGGGACUUUCACAAAUCAAAAAGGAGAGAAACUGACCUAUAAAAACACUGAAUUUCACAGAGUUGUGAAAGGCUCUUUUGUCCAAGGUGGCAAUCUAUCCAAACUCGGAAUCUCACCGUUAGCCCAAAGUAUCUUUGAAGGGUACUUUCCUGACGAAACUUUUGAAAUAAAUCAUACACAAGUUGGUUUAUUAGGCUACUGUAAAAAAAGUGGUAUCAAAUACUCUAACGAGUGUCAAUUUUAUGUAACCACAGGAUAUCCUCUCAGCUUCAUGGAUCACAAAUAUGUAAUCUUUGGAAGAGUUAUCCAAGAGGACCUUGAAACCCUUAACCAAAGACCUACUUGUAAAGUAGAAAUAGCUGAAUGUGGAGAGUUUGAUGCCAGAAGAUAA
Molecule: messenger RNA, 492 nt
Organism: Moneuplotes crassus
Lineage: Eukaryota; Ciliophora; Spirotrichea; Euplotida; Euplotidae
Source: the annotation of a GenBank genome assembly